AUGUCUUCCUCACAAGUUAAAUGGAAUUGCUCUGAAUGUGAUUAUGCUCCAAGUGAUCGUCGUAAAUAUUGCACCGAAUGUCACUCAAUGUUAACGUGGGCAUGUACUGGUUCAUCAAGGUCCGGUCUGUAUACGAAUUAUUAUCGUCAUCGUGACAAUUGUAGCUUUUGUACACCAGAACUUGAAGAAGAAAAACAACACGAAAUGGAAGAGAAACAACAACAACUUCGGGCUUUAGAUGAUAAACAACGUCCUUGGUUCGAAUGGAAACGUACCAAUGCAUCUUGCAUUCAACAUACCGGUUAUGACGUCGAACAAGUACAAGAAUUAUACUCUAUGUGUGAAGAACCAUUGAUAAAUUAUUGCUCUCAUAAGAACUACCGACUUACGGACAGUGCUGCUACCUUUUAUUUAUCUCCUAUGAAUAUGCUUGUCGUUACACUAUGGCAUUUGAAACAUUAUCAUUCUGAACGUUAUAUUGCUUCGGAAUUGAAUAUAAGUCAACAAGCAGUGAAUUAUUUAUUGUCAACAGUUGUCGAUAUUUUACACUCGUGUGUGUAUCCAGAAUUAAUUUCAAUACCUGCUAAUAUAUCUAGCAGUAGAACACCACACGGACCUCAACAAUACCACAAGCUAAUAGUCGACUCGACUUUUAUUGCAAUUCCGGAACCUUAUGAUUCACAACUACGUAAAGCAUAUUAUCACGCAAAAAGUUCAACAAAUUAUGCAUUGAAAGUACAAAUAGCUUGCGACUUUCAUCAUCGAAUAGUACAUGUAUCCGAAUGUUAUCGUGGAAGUGUACAUGAUAUUACAGUUCUAAGAGAAUCAGGACUAUUAGAACAUGUAAAUGAUGAUGUGCAAAUUAUUGGUGACAAAGGAUACAUUGGUGAAGAAUAUGUGGUGACUCCAAGAAAGAAGCCUCGUGGACGUGAAUUAACAGAUGAAGAUAAGGAUUUCAAUUAUGACAUUAACAACGCAAGAGCAGCUAUUGAGAAUAUUAAUCAACGUCUGAAAACGUAUGCAAUUCUUGGUGGUGUCUACAGAGGAGCUAUUGACGAUUUUCAUAAGGCAACAAAAAUCGUACAAGUCGUUUGUGCUCUAUGUAAUUUGAACUUAAUAAAACAUCCUAUUCGUAGAUGAAUACAAUCAUAACUUGUAUUUUCUGAUUAAUUACUUAAUAAUGAAACCUAUCGCUUUUUCAUGUUGUCAGAAAUAUCUAGUGGAGAAUGGUGUACGUUAACAAAUAUGAUGUGAAGCAUGUUUACCAUAUAAUCAUAAGGAUGUCCUUAGUAAUUCUCAUUUUUACCAAUAUCUAUAUAUCAAACAGUUACAGAUCAAUAGCAUUAGACAAGUGGUAUAAGUGAUAAAAAGAUCACGUUUUUCUGAUAGAUAGUUGAACCUACAUGAAUGAAUGAGUAUCGGGGUAUCCUGACAGUUGGUCACGCCCAUAUACACUUUAUUGUGAUUCUUCUAGCUGACGUUAUGCUUUUCUUUUUUUAUUAAGUUUUUCUUUUAUAGAAAAAAUUUAAGAUUUUAUUCUAUUCUUCAAAUAAAAUAAAAAUUAUCCCAACAUCGGGAUCCUUUUGAGAUUAAGUAUUAAUAUAUCUGUAAAACGAACCCAAAUUUUGAAGUCCUUUCAAUUAGGGGUAGACCAUUUUAUUUAAUGGGACUUAAUUAAUGACAUUAAUUAAUGACUUCACUUAAUCAUUAAUAUAAAUGGUUAAUUAAAAAACUAAACUUAAUUUUAAAUUAAUGUAAAUGGUCCACCCCUACUUUCAAUGUCUUAAUACGAU
Molecule: messenger RNA, 1793 nt
Organism: Rotaria sordida
Lineage: Eukaryota; Metazoa; Rotifera; Eurotatoria; Philodinida; Philodinidae
Source: the annotation of a GenBank genome assembly